UGUGAAGGAUUGGAAACCUCGUGUUUUCUCGCGAUACGUGACUGACGACUGCUGCAGAAUUCAAACUAGCCGUUUUGAAAGUUCCCGAGCAAGAAAGCGGUUGGGGGUAGUACAUUCUUCAGAUAUAAUAUUGCUAUCGCCAACUUUAAAUCCAAAGAUGUCAGAUCUAGAGGAUGAGAUUAAAGUGUUGCGGCGGAAGGUGCAGGAAGGAGAAGAGGCACUUCAGAGGGCUGGACAGUAUGGACUUCAACUCUUGGAUGACAAAAUGGAUCUGCACAACAAAUUGGAGGAACAACGAAUCGAGAUGUCCAAUGUCAUUGAGGCCCUGGAACAAGAGAAAUACUCUUUACAAAGGGAUGUUGAGCUAAAGGCCCGCAUGCUGGAGAGUCUGCGAUCAGAAUUUGAUCUCGUCAGAAACCAACAGAAACAUCAAAUGGAGCAGCAACAAACUCUGCUGGAGAGGAGCCAUGCUCUUGAGCUCAGUGAUUUCAAGAAUAAGUUGGAAAAAAUGAAGACAGAUUUAGAGGAGGCUCAACUUGCUGAGAAGCAGAUGAGACACAAGCUGGACCAGCAGUCUGAAGCACUAAACAGCAAAACCGAAGAACUUCGUGUCCUUACAGAACGUGCACAUGAAACAAUGUCCUCCGAGAUCCUUGAGCUGCAAAUGCAGAAGAUGGAUAUGGAAUCAGCAAUGGCGACUUUGGAGCAGGAGCUUCAGGAGGCACGAUACAAAGAAGAGCAACUACAUUUGGCCAACACCACCCUCCAGAGACAACUAGAGAGACUCACGGAAGAGAAGGAAGAGAGAGAGAGAGAGGCAGUGUCCUGCUACAAUUCUUUGGAGAAAGCUCGUGAAGCCAACCAAGACCUUCAAAUCCAGCUGGAACAGGUGUUGCAGCAGGCACAAGAUCCAAACAGCAAAGGCAAUUCUUUAUUUUCUGAGGUAGAGGACAAGAGAGCAGAGAUGGAGCGGCAACUGAAAAGCAUGAAACGACAGCAUGAGUCUCUACAAAAGCAGCAUGCUCUCACCAAGCAACAUAUGCACCGCAUGAAGAUGCAGAUAGCCACCCUUAUGCAGCUCCAGGGCAACAGGGCUGACCCAGCACAGCUUGAACGACUGCAAUUCAUGUUAUCUGACAAAAACAAUGAGAUAGAAAGCUUGAUGAUGAAAGUAAGAGAGCUGGAGAAAGCGAAGAUGACUGUAAAAGACCAGCAUCCACCUGCCCCCUCUAAAGAAGGCGAGGUUAUGGAUGAGACUUAUUACACAGACCUAUUAAAAAUGCAACUUUCAAAUUCAAAGAAAGAUGCAGAGAAACUGAAGGAUGAGUUGUCCAUGGCAAGAAUGAAGGCUCUCUCUGAAAGUCAGAGAGUGUUGGAGUUGGAGAGGAAACUUUAUGGCACAGAGCAAGCACUAAAACAAAGACACAGUGACAAUAUGAGGCUCCAAGUCAAGCUUGAAGAACUAAAGAUGAAAUAUAUACCUAACGAGGUGAACAAAGUACAAGUACAGAAACGCCGCCGGGAGAAGUUUCCUGUAGCUGUUCCAGAGGAAAAAUCAGCACCUAGCAAAGAGGAAACUGCAACCAUGGACACUGAGCCAAGCAAGGGCUCUAGUACAGAGGAAAAAACCCUCAGUCAUCCUGUUGAGAAGCCGGUUGUGAUCCCCUUGCAUUCUGCACAACCCACAGAACCCAACCCUGUCAUGUCCCGUGAAAGCAAGUCUGUCCGAAUCUGUGAGGAUCCCCCAGUCUGCAUUCCUGAUGUGCCCAGGUCUCCUGUAAGUGACUCCAAUAGCAAGAAUGAGGAUCAAACUCAUCAAAGCAGCGAAGAGGAGGAGAACUGGAGAACUGAAAGGAAGAGGAUAAAGUACCAACAGCCCACUCAUGUUAACUCAGAAAAAACUAUGGCAAACGAGUGUGCUCAACAGUAGUUUGGCUAUUGUAAAAUGUGAAUCCUUUAUCAAUAUUUGUCAUACUUAAAAAAACAAAAACAAGAUAUUGUGUAUGAAUUUUACAGGUGUAUAAUUUACAUCAUUAUUUGAUUUGUGGCUUGUCCUGCCUAUGCACCUGAUUUGUAAAACAGUUUACCUUUUUUUACAUGUGUUA
Sinocyclocheilus rhinocerous is the source of this 2105-nucleotide messenger RNA. It is a transcript of the gene spdl1, whose product is annotated as spindle apparatus coiled-coil protein 1. Gene Ontology annotation, cellular component: outer kinetochore; spindle pole. Lineage: Eukaryota; Metazoa; Chordata; Actinopteri; Cypriniformes; Cyprinidae. The transcript is spliced from 12 exons. Gene Ontology annotation, molecular function: kinetochore binding. The coding region runs from base 158 to 1930 and encodes 590 amino acids. The record is from RefSeq and is a predicted model, not a curated record. Gene Ontology annotation, biological process: mitotic spindle assembly checkpoint signaling; establishment of mitotic spindle orientation; mitotic metaphase chromosome alignment.